Molecule: messenger RNA, 2259 nt
Organism: Emiliania huxleyi CCMP1516
Lineage: Eukaryota; Haptophyta; Isochrysidales; Noelaerhabdaceae
Exons: 6
Coding region: 1-2259 (752 amino acids)
Biological process (GO): phosphatidylinositol dephosphorylation
Source: RefSeq, a predicted model, not a curated record
AUGGGCCGCUUCCACGUGCGAGUCCGCUCCUGGGGCGAGAAGCACGGGCAGUUCCGCGCCAGCACCCGAACCUCGGAGGCGCACUGUUGCGACGAUGCCGCCGCAGCCAGCUCUCUCGCGCUGCCGCUGCCCGACAGCUCUCUCCCUUGUCACGUCGCGGGUGCCGCGGACGGCUCGCUGGAGGUUUACCGCACCCUCAAAGUCAACCGAGCUGGGCUGCGAAAGUCUCGGCUGCUCAUCAUCGACGACCCGGCCGGCGUCAUUCGCCAGCUGAAGCCCGACGGCAGCGUCAAGUUCGAGACGCCGGUGGCUUCCGUCGCGAGCGUCGAGCGAACCGCUGGCUCGCACGGCGUGGUGCUGGGCUGCAUCGACGGGGCCCGCCUCUGUCGGCGGCAGUACGAGUUCGCCACAGGACUCGAGCGCGAGAGCUUUGUGUUCGCGCUCAGCUCGUCCAUGCGCUGCCUUGGCCUGGCUGCUCCGGCCGCCCGGGCCUCGCCUGUCACGCGGGUGCUGGUCGCCACGUGGAACAUGGGCGGCGCGCCGCCGCCUCGGGGAGCGCUCAGCAAGUGGCUCGGGGACACCGACGCCGCGCUCGUCGCAGUCGGAGUGCAGGAGGCGCCGGGCUACCGCGCCACCGGCAUCGGCCACGUCUACGGAAACAAGGGCGCCGUCGGCGUCGCGCUGCGGCUCGCCGGCGACUCGCGGGGCGGCCUGGAGCUCUCGGACCGCUUCGACCACUGCUUUCUGUUUGGGGACCUCAACUACCGGGUCGACGCCCCCUUCCAAGUUGCGGCGGAGCACGCCAUGCGCAUCGCCGCGUCGCCGCCGCCGCACGGGCCGACCGCGCCGCCGGACAGCGGCGUCGGCUGUGCGAUCGGCACCCCUCACGAGGCGGCGGAGGGAGGCACCUCGGACCAGCUCCGGCGCGAGGCGGCGGACGGGCGCUGCGCCCACGGCUUUUGCGAGCCUCGCAUCGGCUUCGCGCCCACGUACCGCUGGGAGGACCACACGCCGCUGCGAGCAGCCUUCGAGGUCGCCCCCUCCGCCGCCGACGCACACAAUGCCGAGUGCCCUCCCUGCUCUCCGUGCCGUGCGGACGAGGGGCGGGCAGAGCUGGCCAGCCGAGGGGCGAGCUGCGCGGGCACGCUUGCACACUUCGCGGAGGAUUCCGCGGCGCCGCACGGCCGUCGGCGCGCGCUAGCGGACGCUCGCGCGGUGGCGUCGGGCGCGGGCAGAGGCGUGGCGCGCGCCUUUGAGCAGCCCGACCGCGCUUCGGAGGCGCUGACUCUGCGCCUGGAGGAUGUGGAGCUGCAGCUGUCGGGCGCCGCCUGCGCCGCGCUGCUCGCAGCCGCGCCUGCCGACGAGGCGGUGCCGCUCUCCCUCUCCCUCCACGGCGAGCUGCUCGACCAGCCGCGCAAGGAGAGCGCCGCCGAGGCGCGCGGCGGCUGGUCUGCCGACUCGCCGAUCCGGUUCGAGCCAAACGCGGCGCCGGUCCGGACGUUUGCCGUGCGGCCCGCGCAGCUGCGGCGGCGGCCACUGCUCCUCGCGCUGCGGUCCGGUCGCUGCAAGAGGGACGGCGAGGUGAAGAAGCACUCGUCCGGCGCGCUGCUCGGGCAGGGCGCGGUGCCGCUGGACGGCUUGCUGCCGGGCGCGCCGCUGCCCUUCCGCGUGACGCUGCUGCGGCAAGGCAGGCAGCGCUUGCGCCGCUUGCACCGUUCGCACGUGCUCCAGUGCGCCGCUCUGCACGACGCGCAGAAGUACAUCUCGCAGCAUUUGCAUGGCUUCGUCCUCACGAUCUUUGUAGGGUUGAUCACAUCGACGCAGCUGUCGCACAUAUUGUUUCGGGUCAUGUCCCCUUGGCUUGCGACGACAAAGUGGGGGCUGCUCGCGUCCACCCAGUCCAACAACAGCUCUGCGAGCUGGGCCAUCGGCUUCACGAUCCGCGCCACCUCUCCGCCAUCGAGGGCGCGAGGGUGCCUGUGCUCGGAGGAUGCGCGCCGCAGAUCGGCGGAGAGCAGCGCGACAGAGCCCUGCAGCGGGGACAGCCCGCUCCCCGUGACCGAGACGCAGCCUCUGAGCGAGAUGGACUUCGUGUGGGAGCGGGCGUCCACACGCGUCAGGAGCGCUCGGAGCUGGGCGUCGGACAGCUUGUGGCGUGAUUUCUUGCUCAGAAACUUGAUAUGCUGCCACAAGCGGCCAUCGUUCGUGAUUCGUUGCAACGUCUUGCAGGAGGCGCCAAAGGCAAACAGCGACGCAUAG